AUGAGCGAGAGUAGCAUCCUGACCGGACAGCUCUAUACUCCAGAGCAUCCUGACCGGACAGCUCUAUACUCCAGGGCAUCCAGACCGGACAGCUCUAUACUCCAGGGCAUCCUGACCGGACAGCUCUAUACUCCAGAGCAUCCUGACCGGACAGCUCUAUACUCAACCGGACAGCUCUAUACUCCAGAGCAUCCUGACUAUCCUGCUCUACCAGAGCAUCCUCUCUAUAUUCCCGGACAGCUCUAUACUGCAUCCUCAGCUCUAUACUCCAGAGCAUCCUGGCCGGACAGCUCUAUAUUCCAGAACAUCCUGACCGGACAGCUCUAUACUCCAGGGCAUCCAGACCGGACAGCUCUAUAUUCCAUCCUGACCGGACAGCUCUAUACUCCAGAGCAUCCAGACCGGACAGCUCUAUACUCCAGGCUCCUCCAGCUCUAUACUUCAGAGCAUCCUGACCGGACAGACUUCCAGACCGGACAGCUCUAUACUCCAGGGCAUCCUGACCGGACAGCUCUAUACUCUAGGGCAUCCAGACCGGACAGCUCUAUAUUCCAGGGCAUCCAGACCGGACAGCUCUAUACUCCAGAGCAUCCAGACCGGUCAGCUCUAUACUCCAGAGCAUCCAGACCGGACAGCUCUAUACUCCAGAGCAUCCUGACCGGACAGCUCUCUACUCCAGGGCAUCCUGACCGGACAGCUCUAUACUCCAGAGCAUCCAGACCGGACAGCUCUAUAUUCCAGGGCAUCCUGACCGGACAGCUCUAUACUCCAGAGCAUCCUGACCGGACAGCUCUAUACUCCAGGGCAUCCAGACCGGACAGCUCUAUAUUCCAGGGCAUCCUGACCGGACAGCUCUAUACUCCAGAGCAUCCAGACCGGACAGCUCUAUACUCCAGAGCAUCCAGACCGGACAGCUCUAUACUCCAGAGCAUCCAGACCGGACAGCUCUAUACUCCAGAGCAUCCAGACCGGACAGCUCUAUACUCCAGGGGCAUCCUGACCGGACAGCUCUAUACUCCAGGCAUCCAGACCGGACAGCUCUUAUACUCCAGGCAUCCUGACCGGACAGCUCUAUCUCCCAGACCGGACAGCUCUCUACUCCAGGCAUCCCGACCGGACAGCUCUCUACUCCAGAGCAUCCCGGAGCUCUCUCUCCGAGGACGGACAGCUCUAUACUCCAGAGCAUCCGACCGGACAGCUCUAUACUCCAGCAUCCUGACCAGCUCUCUACUCCAGAGCAUCCCGACCGGACAGCUCUCUACUCCAGAGCAUCCCGACCGGACAGCUCUCUUCUCCAGAAGCAUCCCGACCGGACAGCUCUCUACUCCAGAGCAUCCCGACCGGACAGCUCUCUUCUAUCCCGACCGGACAGCUCUUUACUCCAGAGCAUCCCGACCGGACAGCUCUCUACUCCAGAGCAUCCGACCGGACAGCUCUCUACUCCAGAGCAUCCGACGGACAGCUCUAUACUCCAGAGCAUCCCGACCGGACAGCUCUCUACUCCAGAGCAUCCCGACCGGACAGCUCUAUACUCCAGAGCAUCCUGACCGGACAGCUCUCUACUCCAGAGCAUCCCGACCGGACAGCUCUCUUCUCCAGAGCAUCCCGACCGGACAGCUCUCUACUCCAGAGCAUCCCGACCAGCUCUCUACUCCAGAGCAUCCGACCGGACAGCUCUCUACUCCAGAGCAUCCCGACCGGACAGCUCUCUACUUCCUAGCUCUCUACUCCAGAGCAUCCCGACCGGACAGCUCUCUCCAGAGCAGACCGGACAGCUCCCAUCCCGACCGGACAGCUCUUUACUCCAGAGCAUCCCGACCGGACAGCUCUCUACUCCAGAGCGACCGGACAGCUCACUCCAGCAGCUCUCUCUUCUCCAGGGCAUCCCGACCGGGACAGCUCUUUACUCCAGAGCAUCCUGACCGGACAGCUCUCUACUCCAGAGCAUUCCCGACCGGAACAGCUCUCUACUCCAGAGCAUCCGACCGGAAGCUCUCUACUCCAGAGCAUCCCGACCGGACAGCUCUUACUCCAGAGCAUCCGACCGGACAGCUCUAUACUCCUCCACCAAGAAACAUAUCAGGAUAA
Molecule: messenger RNA, 2088 nt
Organism: Penaeus vannamei (Pacific white shrimp)
Lineage: Eukaryota; Metazoa; Arthropoda; Malacostraca; Decapoda; Penaeidae
Source: RefSeq, a predicted model, not a curated record